Molecule: messenger RNA, 1289 nt
Organism: Oryza brachyantha (malo sina)
Lineage: Eukaryota; Viridiplantae; Streptophyta; Magnoliopsida; Poales; Poaceae
Product: protein unc-45 homolog A
Exons: 4
Coding region: 107-871 (254 amino acids)
Molecular function (GO): protein binding
Source: RefSeq, a predicted model, not a curated record
UCCUCAUUCCGUAAUUCCAUCCCAAUCCUCCUCGUAAUCUCCCCCCAAAUUCGCGAUUCCUCCUCCUCUUCUUCUCUUCCCCCACAAGGAUCCCGCGCCGGCGGCGAUGGCGGGGGCGGCGGCGGCGGCGGCGGCGGCGGUGGAGCAGGCGCACGAGCUCUACCGGGGAGGCCGCCACCGGGAGGCGCUGGAGCUGUACACCGCGGCGCUGGCGGCGGCGCGGGGCACCGCGCAGCGCAUCGCCCUGCACAGCAACCGCGCCGCCUGCUACCUCAAGCUCCACGACUUCCACCAGGCUGCAGAAGAGUGCACAUCUGUCCUUGAGUUGGAUAGGGAGCAUGCUGGAGCUCUCAUGUUACGCGCACAGACUCUUGUCACUCUGAAGGAUUACCAGUCGGCUCUGUUUGAUGUGAACAGGCUGAUUGAGAUAAAUCCGUCAUCUGAAGUAUAUAGGAACCUCCAUGCACGACUGAAGACACAGCUAGCAUUAGCUCCCAUUCCAGAGUCCGAAGAGGAGUCUUUAUAUCUUGAAGAAGAUAAAGAAGAGCUGCCUCCAAGAGAAAAUAGAAAGAUCGAGAUUUCCAUCACCAAAUCUGAUCAACCUGCUACAGAACCGAUUUUCGAAAAGAAACCUGCAGCUAUUCUUGAAAAGAGACCUGCAUCUGAACCUCCAAAGGUUGAGGUGCCUCCCAGUCUGCCGCCAAAACCCCAGGGUUGGGAGACCAUUGCAAAACCAAAGGGGCAUUCAGGACUUGAUUACUCAAAAUGGGAUAAAGUUGAGGAUGACUCAAGUGAAGAGGAUGAUGAUGAAGAAGAGCUUCCUCAGUAUAAGUUCAAAGUCAGAACUGUUGGUGUGCGGUCAGUGAAGUAAACAGGAUUACUAACAAAAUUAUGACCUGUGGAUAAUGGUUUGAAAGCAUCCAACUAACUGAGGUCUCUUGCUCAUCCUAAGUGUACGCCUGUUGGUUCAUGUUUAGCCGGGAACCUCAGAGGAGCAUCAUCGGUAACACAAUUCAUUAGUCUCAUCUUGUGGACAGUUAAGGUUUCAGGAUUUGAAACCUUAGAUGAUAAAUCCCAAGUCCGAGCCAAAGGAAAUGGGGAAAUGGUUACAGUAGUGAACUGUCCUACGAAAAUCCUUAGGAUUGAACUAACACUCUGGUGCAGUGUCCAUCUUAGUAAAAAUCUAAAGUGUUUUUUUUGUCACCAAGGCGCCUACCUAGCUCAUUCUUGUCCCGUUCUUCCAUGUAUAUGAAUCUCUUUCGUUUAACUGUCAACAAUGGGUUGUCCCA